Molecule: messenger RNA, 684 nt
Organism: Rhizophagus irregularis DAOM 181602=DAOM 197198
Lineage: Eukaryota; Fungi; Glomeromycota; Glomeromycetes; Glomerales; Glomeraceae
Molecular function (GO): GTP binding; GTPase activity
Source: RefSeq, a predicted model, not a curated record
AUGACUCGACCAUUCAAUUCUUUAAGUGAUAUAGAAGGUAUUAAACCUAUCGACUCUACUAAAGAUGGUAAUAGAUUCGGUAGAGGAAUUGAAUUUCGGGAAGGUGCUCUGAUUAAACUAUUGAGCUAUAGCGAAAAAUCUGUAAAUGGAAAAUUUGGUCAAAUUCUUCUUAAUCCGGAAGCAUUAAAUAUCCUUCAGGAAAUUAAUGAACCUCUUGCUAUAAUUUCUGUUGUUGGUUCUUUUCGUCGUGGUAAAUCUUGGUUCGCGAAUGUAUUGCAUGGGCGUCAUGACAGUUUCAAUCUUGGACCAGGAGUGGAGGGAUGUACACGUGGAAUAUAUAUGUGGUCUCCACCCUUCAAAUUAUCAAAUGAACAAUCUGAUGGUAAAACUAUUCAGAAACGCGUUAUCGUUUUGGAUAGUGAAGGAAUUGAUGAUCCUAACCAGGAUCCAAAUUGGGCAACAAAAUUAUUUAUAUUAUGUUUAGUUAUUUCUUCAACCUUCGUAUAUAAUAUUAAUAGAAUUGUUGGUAAUAUUGAUAUAGGAAAAUUGUGUUUAAUGACAAAUUUAAAUGAAUUCAUUCAAGAACCGAAGGAUGGAGAUUUUUUACUAAGAUUAGUUAUUUUAUUACGUGAUUUUAUUUUUGAAAGUCCAGAAAGUUUGAAAGAUUAUUUCUUGAAACAAUAA